GAAUAAAAUGAAAGUAGCAGGGAACUUGUGUGUUUGUGACUGUCAUGUGAAGUGUCAGUUUGUAACAUGACUCAGAGCGUCACAGGCGGAAGGUCACGGAGCAGCAGAACGGAACGGAAGCGGGAGUAAGAAGCCUGUCCGCCAUUGUGGAAUAUGACCCGAAGUCGCCGUCUGUAACAGCCAGAAGAAGAAGCGGAUCGUCGUCAGGUCUGACCACAGGGGGGGGAAACGCUGCCUUGUAACCGUUACAGAGUGAUUGGACAACCCGAGAGACGAGUCAGGAAAGCGCCGGAGUGAAGAGAGAAGCAGGGGGAAGCCGCGGACAGUCUCACAAACAGCGAUCAGUUUCGGUUCCUGGAGGAUGUCUGCGACCACUGUCGAUCAGAGACCUAAAGGACAAGGAAAUAAAGUGCAAAACGGAUCGAUGCAUCAAAAGGAUGGUGUGAAUGAUGAUGAUUUUGAGCCUUACCUAAGUGGCCAGACAAAUCAGAGUAACAGCUAUCCACCAAUGUCUGACCCCUACAUGCCUAGCUACUAUGCUCCAUCCAUUGGUUUUCCUUACUCUCUGGGAGAGGCUGCUUGGUCCACAGCAGGAGACCCUCCUAUGCCCUACCUAACUACAUAUGGACAGAUGAGCAAUGGCGAGCCACACUUCAUCCCUGACGGUGUGUUCAGCCAGCCAGGUGCCCUGGGGAACACGCCUCCCUUCCUGGGCCAGCAUGGCUUCAACUUCUUUCCCGGCAAUGCGGACUUUUCUACCUGGGGUACCAGUGUCUCUCAGGGUCAGUCCACGCAGAGUUCAGUCUACAGUAACAGCUACGGAUAUGCCCCCAGCUCGCUGGGUCGGGCCAUCACGGACGGGCAGGCAGGUUUUGGAAGUGACACCCAGCUUAGCAAAGUCCCGGUGCUGAAUAGCAUUGAGCAGGGUAUGACAGGGUUAAAACUGGGUACAGACAUGGUGGCAGCUGUCACCAAAACCGUGGGCUCACCCCUAGGAGGCACAGCAGGUAUGAGCAGUAUGGCAGCCAAUAGCCUCCCUCCGUCUGUCAGCUCGUCCGCACCUAAACCUGCCUCCUGGGCAGCCAUUGCCAAGAAGCCGGCCAAGCCGCAACCCAAGGUCAAACCCAAAGCCAACAUGGGGAUGGGGGGAGGCACUACUAUUCCCCCACCCCCUAUAAAGCACAAUAUGAACAUUGGUACUUGGGACGAUAAGGGCUCUCUGAACAAGCCCCCAUUAGCUCAGACUAUGAUGCCCCCACAGCCCCUGGUGCAACAGCCUCUCCUUGCACAGCACCAACCCUUACUGCAGAACCCAUUGCCCCCUCAGCCUCAACACCAACACCAGCCCCAGCACCAACACCAGCCCUUCCAGCUCCAGUCUCUCCAGUCCUCCCAACACCCACAUCCUUUACCCCCUGGCCCUCCUCACCUGCAGCUCUCCUCUCAACCUGGCCCCCCACAGCCCCUUCAUCAGCAACAACCCCAGCAGCCUGGUCCACCCCCCAACCGUUGGGUAGCUCCCAGGAACCGGGGUGAGGGCUUUGGUCUGGGUGGGGGUGUCCCACUGAGUGCCUCCUCUUGCUCUGGAGAAGUGCAUCCCAUGCUGGAGAAACUCCGAGCUCUCAACAACUACAACCCCAAAGACUUUGACUGGAACUUGAAAAAUGGACGUGUUUUCAUUAUCAAGAGCUAUUCGGAAGAUGACAUCCACCGCUCAAUCAAGUACUCUAUCUGGUGCAGUACGGAACAUGGCAACAAGCGCCUGGAUGGGGCCUACCGCUCACUGGGCAACAAGGGUCCCCUGUACCUGUUGUUCAGCGUCAAUGGCAGUGGGCACUUCUGUGGUGUGGCUGAGAUGCGCUCACCGGUGGACUACAAUGCCUAUGCAGGCGUCUGGUCUCAGGACAAGUGGAAGGGCAAGUUUGAGGUGAAGUGGGUUUUCAUCAAAGACGUGCCCAACAACCAGCUGCGACACAUCCGGCUGGAGAACAAUGACAACAAGCCAGUGACCAACUCCAGGGACACGCAAGAAGUGCCUCUGGAGAAGGCCAAACAAGUGCUUAAAAUUAUCGCCACUUACAAGCAUACCACCUCAAUCUUUGAUGACUUUGCACAUUAUGAGAAACGUCAGGAAGAGGAGGAGGCUCUGAGGAAGGAGCGCAAUAGAAAUAAACAGUAACCUUCAAGCAAGCUCUCUGCCACAGCUGCAACACUAAUGACGUAGGACCUUAAAUAAAAAAAAAUGCCUAACCGCAAGGAGGGAAGGCUCUCACAAUCUUUCUGCUGAAGAUGACAAUGUCUCUGAACACUUGAACAUGACACUAGAUGGACUCAUCUGUAUCCGCUGACUGGUGCAUCAAAACCCCCCCACCCCGUGUCUCACGCGAAAAAGAACGUAACCCACUUUGAAUACUCUUGUCUUUAAAGCACUUUCAGUCCCUCCAAACAGCCUCUACCAGUUUCCUUAACUCUCUAUCUGUUCUUGUGUUCUUUUUUGACUUUUGUUUGUGAGCAACUAACUGACUAACCAAAGUGGUCAGAAGAUUUCGGCGGGUAAUUCUUUUUGGUAAUGCCUCAAAUGUUUUCGAUACUGGCGAGCCUCAUCAGCUCCUGAAGAGAAUUAAAGACAAUAUGUAUGAAUUAAUCUUUUACUUGAAUCUGUAGUCAACUGUCUGAUCCUCCUCAGACUGAGGUUUGGGUGAUUGACAGGUGGGACGAAAUAAUUGGGAAACAGCCACAAUCAUGCCAAUCAUAGGAUGUAUUCCCCCUGCCCCAACACACACACACUCACAACUCUUUCUCUCUGCAUCCGUUUCUGUGUACCAAAAGAUUAAAAUUAUGCAGCAGGCUGGCAAUCACUGGCCAGUGCACAUGUUUGGGUUUUUGUUCUCUCUCUCUCUUGUGAUUCUGUCAUUCUGAAGUGCAUUUGUCUGAGGAGAAACCUGCUGCAGUGGCCUCCUCGAGGCCCUGUGGGCGACUGUCUUUGCUCUGAUGUUGAUGUACUCUACUGUACCUCAGGCUCAAUCAGACUGUCUGUCCUCAACAACUCUUAGCACUUUUGGGAGAAACCCCCCUCCACCACCCUCUCCUGAUUGGCUUGACUGGGAUUCCCCCAACACUGCAAGACAUCAACUGCAAGGAUGUGACAGUUUUCUCCUCUAGGUAACUCACUAGCUAAAUAAAAACUACCCAUGUUUAGCGCAAA
Scatophagus argus is the source of this 3205-nucleotide messenger RNA. It is a transcript of the gene ythdf3, whose product is annotated as YTH N(6)-methyladenosine RNA binding protein 3. The coding region runs from base 362 to 2179 and encodes 605 amino acids. Gene Ontology annotation, biological process: mRNA destabilization. Lineage: Eukaryota; Metazoa; Chordata; Actinopteri; Scatophagidae. Gene Ontology annotation, cellular component: cytoplasm. The record is from RefSeq and is a predicted model, not a curated record. Gene Ontology annotation, molecular function: mRNA binding; N6-methyladenosine-containing RNA reader activity. The transcript is spliced from 6 exons.